CACUGUUCUGUUAACUGUUUCCCUAAAUUUAAGAUAGCUGGAGAUGUCGUUUGUUUUGACUCUCGUAAAACUUCCAUUCGUCCUACUACUGGAAAUCAUCUACUUUAUCCUCCGAUGCAGGCCAAAGAAAGACAUAAGAAACCAGCAAAUUCUUAUCACAGGGGCUGGUCAGGGAAUUGGAGCAGAGUUUGCCCGGCAGUUUGCUAAAAUGGGGAACACUGUACACUGUGUAGAUAUUGAGGAGGAGUUGACGGAGAAAAUUGUGGCAGAGUUAAAAGAAAAUGGCCACGAAGCCUUCCCAUACACCUGUGAUCUUACCAAGCAUAAGCAAGUACAGGACCUUUAUGAUGAAAUAUCAGGUACGGGGUUUGUUAUCAACAUCCUAGUGAAUAAUGCUGGAGUGGCGUUUGGAAGAGGGCUACAGGAUAUGACUCUCACUCAGAUCCAACAUUCACUAACAGUCAAUAUUAUUUCCAAUCUGUGGCUCAUCAAGUUGUUUCUGCCAAAGAUGCUUGAGCUCGACGAGGGUCACAUUGUCAAUAUGGCAUCUGUUCUGGGAUUCUUUCCAAUAUCUCCAGAUUUAUUGCACUUGUUUGGCACUAAUAAAUGCAAAGAAGUCUGGAAACAGAGGAAACUGAAAGAAGAGAUAAAGAGGAGAGAAGGGGGAUAA
Bolinopsis microptera is the source of this 670-nucleotide messenger RNA. RefSeq names its product epidermal retinol dehydrogenase 2-like. The record is from RefSeq and is a predicted model, not a curated record. The coding region runs from base 44 to 670 and encodes 208 amino acids. The transcript has 2 exons. NCBI's taxonomy places the organism in Eukaryota, Metazoa, Ctenophora, Tentaculata, Lobata, Bolinopsidae. Gene Ontology annotation, molecular function: oxidoreductase activity, acting on the CH-OH group of donors, NAD or NADP as acceptor.